This is a messenger RNA of Bipolaris oryzae ATCC 44560, 150 nucleotides long. RefSeq lists its product as uncharacterized. Bases 1 to 150 code for a protein of 49 amino acids. The record is from RefSeq and is a predicted model, not a curated record. The transcript has 2 exons. Lineage: Eukaryota; Fungi; Ascomycota; Dothideomycetes; Pleosporales; Pleosporaceae.
AUGUAUAUGAAAACAGAGAAGCUUAUACAGAAGCGUAAGAGUACCCAUAUUGCCGAAGAUCUGUCAGACACAUAUCUGAAUGAAGUCAGCUUCUUUGGAAUUGUAGUAGAGAUGUCAUUAGACCUAGAAAAGCACGGGAAGACUAUUUAA